Messenger RNA from Populus trichocarpa (black cottonwood), 3811 nucleotides. RefSeq names its product polyprotein of EF-Ts, chloroplastic. Lineage: Eukaryota; Viridiplantae; Streptophyta; Magnoliopsida; Malpighiales; Salicaceae. The transcript has 5 exons. The record is from RefSeq and is a predicted model, not a curated record. Gene Ontology annotation, molecular function: protein binding; translation elongation factor activity. Gene Ontology annotation, biological process: mitochondrial translational elongation. Gene Ontology annotation, cellular component: mitochondrial matrix. Bases 280 to 3561 code for a protein of 1093 amino acids.
CAACCCAAAGGAAAUUGGAUAAGGAUUUAAAGGCCCACCUUUCAUUUCCCUCUCUUUAGUCUUUACUGGCCAUUUAUUACUCAAUCGGCAGCUCUCAACACCUUCACCAGACAGACAGACUGAAAAAAGAAAAGAAAAAAAAUCUCUUUUUAUUUUUGAGGUGGAGUUUCAGGGAAGAUCAAUAAAGUCCAGUGCAUCUAUUUUUCAUUGCUGAGCAGGUGAAGAUUGGGAUGAAAAGUUUAGUUUAGCUGCAGCACAAACUUUGCAAUUCAAGUAAACAUGACACCUGUGCUCCCGUGUUCUACAAGUAAUAUUUGUCUCAUUCCUGGAACUGCUUUUUCAAUAAAUAAGAAUAAUAGUCUCAAAAAUGGAAGUUUGUCAAGGAAAUCUACAAAAUAUGCAUCAUCCUCACAAAGACUUGUGUUGCCUCUUCCUGGUUUUGUUAAGUUGUUCCCACAAUACCACAGGGAUUGUGCUAUGGUCCAUAGAUCUGUAGCGCAUACCGUAUCAGCCACAGGGACUGAUGUAGCAGUAGAGGAGCCAGAUUCACCUGUUGUUGAUAAAGAUUCUGAUGGGGUUUCAGAGAUUCCAGCAGAUGCAGUUGAAACAAUUGAUUCCUCCACCAAAGCAGGUUCAAGUCCUGCUCCAGCUCAAUCUAGUCGUUCAAAGGGCAGUAGGAAAAGUGAGAUGCCACCUGUAAAGAAUGAGGACCUGGUUCCUGGUGCAACAUUUACUGGCAAAGUAAGGUCAAUCCAGCCAUUUGGUGCUUUUGUUGAUUUUGGAGCUUUCACAGAUGGACUUGUACAUGUUUCAAAGUUGAGUGACAGCUUUGUUAAGGAUGUUGGAAGUGUUGUAUCUGUUGGUCAAGAAGUAAAGGUGAGGUUAGUUGAGGCAAACACCGAGACAGGGCGGAUUUCUCUUACUAUGCGUGAAAAUGAUGAUACGAGUAAGUUUCAGCAACGGAAUGAUUCUCCUGCCACUGGGAGCAGCAAUAGGCAGGCUGCCCGAAGGAACACUUCAAAGCCCAACCAAAGAAAAGAUGAGGUAAAAAGCUCAAAGUUUGUUAAAGGGCAGAAUCUAGAGGGCACAGUAAAAAAUCUGACCAGGUCUGGUGCUUUUAUAUCCCUUCCUGAGGGUGAGGAAGGAUUCCUACCCAGAUCAGAAGAAUCUGAUGAUGUAUUUGCAGGCAUGAUGGGGGACUCAUCACUGCAGAUCGGCCAGGAAGUCAGUGUCAGGGUGUUGCGUAUCACAAGGGGACAAGUUACCUUGACAAUGAAAAAAGAAGACGCUGAUAAACGGGACACAGAGCUUAUCCAAGGGAUUGUCCAUACUGCGACGAACCCAUUUAUGCUGGCUUUCCGUAAGAACAAGGAUAUUGCUGCAUUUUUGGAUGAAAGGGAGAUAGCAACAGAACAGCCUGAAAAACCAAUACCUUCAGUGCAAAUAGGAGAGAAAAACCAAACUGAACCUUUACCUAAUAUUGCUGAAGUGCAGGACCAACCAGUAAGCAAUGAUGAGGUAUCGAGCGGUAUCCCUUCAAUGGUGGAUGAAUCAGUAGAGGGUGAUGAGACUUCUUUAAAGGAGGUGGUUGUGGGUGCCAAUGUUGCCUCUGAUGAGAAGCAGCCAGAAACUGUUGAAUCUAGUGUUGAUAGUACAUUACAGACUGUAGAGAAAGAAGCAGAGGUCACUGGCUAUAAGGAGCCAGAAAGCAUAGAGUCUAGCACACCACAAAAUGUGGACGAUACAGUUCAGACAUUAGAGAAGAAAGCAGUGGCUGAUGAUGAUAAGGAGCCAGAAAGCAUGGAAUCUAGCACAUCACAAAAUGCGGAUGAUACAGUUCAGGCCUUAGAGAAAGAAGCAGAGGCCAACGAUAAGGAGCCAGAAAGCAUAGAGUCUAGUUUAUCACAAAGUGUUGAUGAUAGUGUUACAGGAUCAGAUAAGGUAGAAAGCAUAGAAAAUUCUGAUGCAUCUGGAGAUACAUCCGAGGCUCAAAUUAUAUCUUCAGAAAGUCGAACCAGUGAAGAAGUUGUUGAGAGCCAAGUUAAAAGUAUUGAGGAUGAAAUGCAGAUUCAAACUCCUGCUGCUGAGACUGAAAUUACUUCUGCCUCACAACUUGAAGAUAAAAAGGUGGAACCUGCGCCCGAGAUAAAUGGCACUGUGGGUGCUUCAAACGGACAAAGUGGCAGUCUUUCUCCCAAGGAGAGUGUGACUACAGCAACUAUAUCUCCAGUUCUAGUGAAGCAACUUCGUGAAGACACAGGAGCAGGAAUGAUGGAUUGCAAGAAAGCCCUUUCAGAAACUGGAGGGGACAUUGUUAAAGCUCAGGAGUUCCUUAGAAAGAAAGGUUUAGCAAGUGCAGAAAAGAAGGCUAGUAGAGCCACAGCUGAAGGAAGAAUUGGUUCGUACAUUCAUGAUAGCAGGAUUGGGGUCCUAGUAGAAGCGAACUGUGAAACAGAUUUUGUCUCCCGUGGUGACAUUUUCAAGGAGCUGGUGGAUGAUCUAGCCAUGCAGGUGGCUGCAUGCCCUCAGGUUCAGUACCUUGUUACAGAAGAUGUGCCUGAAGAUAUUUUAAACAAGGAAAAAGAGAUUGAAAUGCAGAAGGAAGAUCUCUUGUCAAAACCGGAGCAAAUAAGAUCAAAGAUUGUAGAAGGGCGUAUAAGGAAGACGCUUGAGGAGCUGGCAUUGCUGGAGCAGCCCUACAUUAAGAAUGACAAGGUAGUAGUGAAGGACUGGGUGAAGCAGACAAUUGCAACAAUUGGUGAAAAUAUUAAAGUGAAGAGGUUUGUUCGCUACAAUCUUGGUGAAGGCUUGGAGAAGAAGAGCCAGGAUUUUGCUGCUGAGGUGGCUGCUCAAACUGCAGCAAAACCAGCAGAACCAGCAAAAGAGCUGCCUGCAGAAGCAGAAGCCAAGGAAACUGCUCAAAAGCCACCAGCAGUAGUAGUUUCUGCUGCUCUUGUUAAACAACUGCGGGAAGAAACUGGAGCUGGAAUGAUGGACUGCAAGAAGGCUCUCUCUGAAACUGGAGGGGAUCUUGAGAAGGCACAAGAGUAUCUCAGAAAGAAGGGUCUUUCAGCUGCUGAUAAAAAAUCCAGCCGUCUUGCAGCUGAAGGCAGAAUUGGUUCGUAUAUCCAUGACUCCCGUAUUGGAGUGCUGAUAGAAGUAAACUGUGAAACUGACUUUGUGGGAAGAAGUGAAAAAUUCAAGGAAUUGGUUGAUGAUCUAGCAAUGCAAGUUGUGGCAUGCCCACAAGUGCAGUUUGUAUCAGUUGAAGAUAUUCCUGAGAACAUUCGGAACAAAGAAAAGGAGCUUGAAAUGCAGAGAGAUGAUCUUAUGUCGAAACCAGAGAACAUAAGAGAGAAGAUUGUUGAGGGCAGGAUCUCAAAGAGGUUCGGAGAGCUUGCUCUUCUAGAGCAGCCAUUCAUCAAGAAUGAUAGUGUUUUGGUGAAGGAUUUGGUGAAACAGACUGUUGCUGCUCUUGGGGAGAACAUAAAAGUCCGCAGGUUUGUUCGGUUGACUCUUGGAGAAUCAACUGAAGAUACAGAAACAGGAGCCCAAGCAUAAGACAGGAAAAUGCCUCUCAAAGCGAAAUAAUUGAAACAAAUCAAGCCAGGUCUUGGAAACCUGACAAAAAUGAGACAGGCAGGCAUUGUUGAAACUAAUUUUGGAUGAGAGAAAUCUGAUUUUUUUUUUCCUUCUCGUGAUUAUAGCAAGCUAGUCCUUGUUAUGUAGCUUUACCUUUGUACCAUGAUCACUGAAAUUAUUUUUUUUGGAACCUCCAUUUUAUAAAAUGUCAAGAAGAGCUUCUCCCCAA